Ipomoea triloba (trilobed morning glory) is the source of this 2611-nucleotide messenger RNA. Its product is annotated as probable beta-D-xylosidase 5. Bases 69 to 2501 code for a protein of 810 amino acids. Gene Ontology annotation, cellular component: plant-type cell wall. The transcript is spliced from 5 exons. NCBI's taxonomy places the organism in Eukaryota, Viridiplantae, Streptophyta, Magnoliopsida, Solanales, Convolvulaceae. The record is from RefSeq and is a predicted model, not a curated record. Gene Ontology annotation, molecular function: alpha-L-arabinofuranosidase activity; xylan 1,4-beta-xylosidase activity. Gene Ontology annotation, biological process: xylan catabolic process; arabinan catabolic process.
GUCUAGGGGCUAUAUAUACUUGGUACUUGGCAUGCAUUCAUGCAUCUAUCUAUCUAUCAGAUCACAACAUGGCUAGGCUUAACCACUUCAUUAUUCUUGUGAUUUUCUUCAUUUUCUCAUCGACAACUUAUGCUAGAAAACUCUACUCAAAUCCAUCAUCAUCUUCCAAUAAUUCUUCCGCUCAAAUAAUUCGUCACGCUUGUCAUCCUUCAAGAUUCUCGAACCUCGGACUGGACAUGAAAAGAUUCGGGUUUUGCAACAAAUCUCUGCCGUACGAGGUUAGAGUUAAGGAUUUAGUGGACAGGAUGACGUUAGCAGAGAAAGUGCGGCAGCUCGGGGACAAAGCCCAAGGGGUUGAGCGGAUCGGGCUGCCGAGCUACAACUGGUGGUCGGAGGCUUUACACGGGGUUUCCGACAUCGGGGACGGCGCCACCCAGUUCUCCGAGGACGGCGUCCCGGGCGCGACGAGCUUCCCGAUGGUGAUCACGACGGCGGCGUCGUUCAACGAGUCGCUGUGGCGGCGGGUCGGCGAGGCGGUGUCGAGCGAGGCGAGGGCGAUGCACAAUCUGGGGCAUGCGGGUCUGACGUAUUGGAGCCCCAACAUUAACCCGGUGAGGGACCCGCGGUGGGGGAGAGCGCUGGAGACGCCCGGGGAAGACCCCUUCGUGGUCGGGAAAUACGCCGUUAACUUCGUUAGGGGUUUGCAGGACGUUGAAGGGAGUAGUGGUAAUGCCACUACGGACUUGAACGCUAGGCCUCUUAAAGUGGCGGCUUGUUGCAAGCACUAUGCUGCUUAUGAUGUUGAUAAUUGGAAAGGCGUUACCCGCGAACAUUUUGACUCCAGAGUGACUGAACAAGAUAUGCUGGAGACAUUUUUGAAGCCAUUUGAAAUGUGUGUGAAAGAUGGCGAUGUUGCAAGUGUUAUGUGCUCUUACAAUAGGGUUAAUGGCAUCCCUACAUGUGCUGAUCCAAAGCUCCUGAAAGACACCAUUAGAGGAGAAUGGGACCUUCAUGGAUAUAUAGUUUCGGACUGUGAUUCUAUUGAUGUAAUGGUGAAUGAUCACAAGUGGCUAAGUGACCAACCAGAAGAUGCUGUUGCACAAACACUCAAGGCAGGUUUGGAUUUGGAUUGUGGGGAAUUCUACACAAACUAUACAAGUGGUGCAGUGGUGCAAGGGAAAGUGAGGGAGGCAGAAAUUGACAAGGCUCUGAAGAACCUGUACACAGUGUUAAUGAGGUUAGGGUUCUUUGAUGGAAGCCCUAAGUUUGAAAAGCUUGGAAAGAAUGAUAUAUGCUCAAAAGAGAACAUUGAGUUGGCCACAGAAGCAGCAAGAGAGGGGAUUGUUCUUCUCAAGAAUGACAACACUGCUUUACCUUUCAACCCUCAAAACAUCAAAACCCUAGCUGUUGUUGGACCCCAUGCAAAUGCAACCGAGGUCAUGAUUGGCAAUUACAAGGGUGUGCCAUGCAACUAUACAUCACCAGUGGACGGAUUUUCAGUGUACACUAAAGUGGACUUUCAAAUGGGAUGCGCAGAUGUAAUAUGCAAGAACGACAGCUUGAUUUUCCCGGCGAUGAGGGCGGCGGAGAAGGCUGACGCCACCGUGAUUCUUGCAGGGCUAGACUUGACCGUGGAGGCGGAAAGCUUGGACAGGGAGGACCUUCUUCUCCCGGGCUUCCAAACGCAGCUCAUCAACCAAGUCGCCUCCGCCGCCAAAGGCCCAGUAAUCCUCGUCCUCAUGAGCGCCGGCGGCGUAGACAUCUCCUUCGCCAAGGACAACAACAACAUCCCGGCCAUCCUCUGGGCCGGAUACCCCGGCGAAGAAGGCGGCCGAGCCAUCGCCGAGGUUAUUUUCGGGAAAUACACCCCCGGAGGAAAACUGCCCUUAACGUGGCACAAUAACAGCUACGUAGACGCCCUGCCGAUGACCUCCAUGCCCUUAAGGCCCCUCCAUCAAUUAGGCUAUCCAGGAAGGACCUACAAGUUCUUCAACGGCGACACGGUCUACCCGUUCGGCCACGGCCUCAGCUACACAAAUUUCACCUACAAAAUCACCUCCCCGCCGACCCAACUCGACGUUAAACUCAACAAAUUCCAGCACUGCCGGAAUCUCAACUACACCGCCGCCGGCGCGUCGUCCCGCAACGACUGCCCGGCGCUCCUGAUAGAAGACUUGAACUGCACCGAUAGCCACCGGGUAAAGUUCGGGGUGGAGGUUACGAAUGUGGGGAAAGUGAGCGGGAGCGAGGUGGUGAUGGUGUACUGGGUCCCGCCGGCGAAGAUCGCCGGAGCGCCGUUGAAACAGUUGAUAGGGUUCAAGAAGGUGAUGGUGGGUGCUGGGAAGACUGAAAAAGUUGAGUUUUUGGUGGACCCUUGUAAGAGCUUAGGGUUGGUGGACUAUAAGGCUUAUAAUCUGUUGGCUUCUGGUGAGCACAAGAUUAUGCUUGGAGAUCAUGACAAGCCCUCGUUCACUCUUAAGCUUAACUUUGUGCGUACUUAAUUAGUUUGGACACUACCUAGUACCUACUCCACUUGUUUUGUUUUUCUAGAUUAGUUAUUUAGGUUUAGGUCCAUAUUUGGUUGGUUUUAAUAAUAGUUUGAGUUUUAAUA